GGAUGAGGCUGGCUCUGGGAAAAACUGACCCAGAGGGACAGAGGGAGGGGUGAAAUGUGUAUGUGGGGGGACACUGUGAGAACAGUAAGGGGGCUGGGAAAAGAAAUUAGAGGGGAGGCGCUGGCCAGCAGAGAAGGUCGGAGCUGAGCUGCCCUGGUGGAGGUGGGGGUGCCGUGUCCAUAUAAGGCGGGUCAUUGGCCCCUGCUCUCCCCGGGCCGCAUCCCAAUGACUGGACGCGGCGACAUGGAUCCGCCUGCCGCGUUCUCGGGCUUCCCGGCCCUGCCCUCGGUCGCGCCGUCGGGGCCGCCGCCGUCGCCGCUCCCCGGAGCCGAGCCGGGGCGGGAGCCCGAGGAGGCGGCAGCGGGCCGCGGGGAGGCGGACUCCACACCCACGCCGGGCCCGGGGCGGCGGCGGCGGCGGCCCCUGCAGCGCGGGAAGCCGCCCUACUCGUAUAUCGCGCUCAUCGCCAUGGCGCUGGCGCACGCCCCGGGCCGCCGCCUCACGCUGGCCUCCAUCUACCGCUUCAUCACCGAGCGCUUCGCCUUCUACCGCGACAGCCCGCGCAAAUGGCAGAACAGCAUCCGCCACAACCUCACGCUCAACGACUGCUUCGUCAAGGUGCCCCGCGAGCCGGGCAACCCGGGCAAGGGCAACUACUGGACGCUCGACCCCGCGGCCGCCGACAUGUUCGACAACGGCAGCUUCCUGCGGCGCCGCAAGCGCUUCAAGCGCGCCGAGCUGCCCGCGCACCCGGCCGCGCCGCCGGGGCCGGCGCUCCCCUUCCCCUACGCGCCCUACGCGCCCGCGCCGGGCCCCGCGCUGCUCGCGCCGCCGCCCCCCGCUGCCGCCGGCCCCGCGCCGCCCGCGCGCCUCUUCAGCGUCGACAGCCUGGUGAGCCUGCAGCCCGAGCUGGCAGGGCUGGGCGCCUCCGAGCCGCCCUGCUGCGCCGCGCCCGACGCCGCCUUCGCGCCCUGCGCGGCCGCCGCCUCCCCGCCGCUCUACUCGCAGGCCCCAGACCGCUUGGGGCUGCCCGCCACGCGCCCCGGCUCCGGCCCGCUGCCCGCCGAGCCCCUCUUGGCCCUGGGCGGGCCGGCAGCGGCGCUCGGCCCGCUCAGCCCCGGGGACGCCUACCUGAGGCAGCCGGGCUUCGCGCCGGGGCUGGAGCGCUACCUGUGAGCCUCUGUCCCACGCGGGCCGCUCC
Molecule: messenger RNA, 1201 nt
Organism: Nycticebus coucang (slow loris)
Lineage: Eukaryota; Metazoa; Chordata; Mammalia; Primates; Lorisidae
Gene: FOXE3
Product: forkhead box E3
Exons: 1
Coding region: 226-1176 (316 amino acids)
Biological process (GO): anatomical structure morphogenesis; regulation of transcription by RNA polymerase II; cell differentiation
Molecular function (GO): DNA-binding transcription factor activity, RNA polymerase II-specific; RNA polymerase II cis-regulatory region sequence-specific DNA binding
Source: RefSeq, a predicted model, not a curated record